AUGCAUAAGGGUCUCGUGAGGAUGAAACUAUUGAAUGAACCAGAUAGUACGAGCCAAAUGACGCAGAACAUACCUCUUUCCGCAAAGGUGGCCAAUGUACCGAGCCACUGGACUCGUUUCUUUCCAGUUUCGUCGGUUUUUGGGGCUACAUCGAAUCGAGAUACUGCUGCUGCCCUGAUUGUGGGAGACAAAGGUUCGAAUGGUCUGCUCUGUGCCCACGAUACCUCUCCUGGGUUUUGCUGUUUGGAUCUUCCUGGUGAGGGAGAAGGUGUGGACUGGGGGGUGCCCUUCAACUGUGAGCUAGGGAAGUCCAAAUGUUCUAGACUUGCUCCUACAAUGGCCGGCUUCAACAAACAGACUUGUGCAAUGUGGUCAGGCACAUAUUGUCCCGAGCCACGAACGUGUUUACCUCUUCUUGAUUGCAUGGCUUCCGAGAUAUCGUGGGGCGAGCAAAAGGGUAAAAAGGCAUAUGCUGACUACAUUAGGAACGCACCAGAAGUCAAGGACCCUACGGAUUUCAAAGAGUGUGGUGCUUAUCGCGAAUACUUUGGAUUUGAUGGCGAGUAUCCGAAAGACUCAGAGAUCUGCGAGGACGUUCAAUUUCUCCGAAACAAUAAAGACUUUGACGAUCUUGAUGCGUUUGCAGCCACCACCCAUGAAUCUGCGACAAUUACCCCACAGGCCGAAACUAUCAAUCCACAAGGUGCCACAGCGGCGCCUUUCUCAAAUGCGCCCGUCAGUCUCACAGCUUGGGUCCCCAUUGGGAGUACCACGCAGGGCAAGAAUUACCAUGCAGAUGCAAACUAUCGGGAUCACGUUCUCGACCAAUUGAUUGCCACAGGGGAACAAAUCUUGGAUGUCAUUGAUUGUACUGACUGCAUCAUGGAACCGACUUUCUUGGUUACAAAUGGAUGUAAAACGUUCAAGUGGAUCGCUGCCGUUGCUGCUACCCUUGCAGUGUUCAUAAUGGGAAGGGUGCACACUGAGAUCUUUUACCAGUACGACCAAAGUGACUGCCUCAGCAACUUCAACAUGGAUCAAAUGUAUCAACGAGUUUUUGUCCUCCAAGACAACAUCGCGGUGCUGCAGACUAACAUGCAGGAAUUUUCGACGGCUGGCAUGGACACAACCAAUGCUGGGUUCAUGUCCAUUGCACAGCAGAACAAAGAAAACGCUGAAAAGAUCCUUGGGGAUCUUGGCACACAGAAUGCAGACAACCACAAAACAACGCAAGAAGUUAUUGGUGACCAGGCAAAGACCAACUUUGAAAACAUGAAAGAGUUCGUCACCGAUGAAGUCAAUCGAAUCAAGGGCGACAUUACUGGCCAUCUGACUCAAGUCAAGAAGGACAUUAUAGCAAAGACCACAGCCACUUGCUCGACUGGUGCCCGGCGUGGAUUGAGUGUUGCUCUGUCAGAGCUGCCAGCGCCAAAGGAAGAGGCAUCGUUAUUGAAGCCCGAGCUGUUCGUUCCAACCUGUCUGGGAUUCCAAGGUAGCAAAGGAGAAUUCCGUCUUGCUGAAAAGCGCUUUCAGAGCACGGAUGCUGCCAUGGAAUUUGUUCGCGAAUCAUUGGAAGUCCGCAUGAGCAGCUCUGAUGUAUACGUUUCCUGGGACGAGUUGGAUGUGAAGCUCACCGUGAAGGGCAAGACAGGGUGCAGCAUCAAGUUUGAGGCAGUGCCUGUCUACUAUGAUGGUUAUUCUGGCGACAUGGUCGAGGGAGAAUCUAACUACAUUACUGUGCUAGUCGACGACCAGGCUCCCCGGGUCAGGUGUUCCUUUGAUUCCCCGAAUGCAUCUGCUGAGAAGAAGACCCUGUUUGUGGAAGAAGGCCCUCGAAAGGUUGAUACCAAGCUGUCCUAUUCAGUGAAGGACAAUUGCUCUACUGACGAUUACGAUUUGAGCACUCGUAUCCGAGUCUUGAGCAAUGAGCUGGAAGAGGGAGCGAUUGCACGCCUCGCCAAGGCCUUGAACAAGGACGACGUGGAAGUUGCCAAGGUCUACGUGUCUCCUUCGAAGUGUUCUGACGAAGAAAAGGAUGAUGACUUGUUUUGUGUGGCGGAUACGGUGGACUUUCGGUUCUAUGACAUUGAAGUCACUGCAAAGGAUGGUGUUGGUUGGAGCUCUUCGGACACGUGCCGUGUGAUAGUCAUGCCCAAUAAGAAGCACAAGAUGACUGAUGUGGAUGCAGCUCGUGAACUUCGCGGCAAGAAUCGUGGAGACCGUCUGAGUGCUGCCGAAGAAGAUGCCAUGGUUCAGGCAUCCUCCAACAGUUUUGUUCUUGGCAAGCUUGAGUUCCCUUGA
Messenger RNA from Seminavis robusta, 2301 nucleotides. Lineage: Eukaryota; Bacillariophyta; Bacillariophyceae; Naviculales; Naviculaceae. The record is from the annotation of a GenBank genome assembly.